AUGGACGGUCGAAUGGAAGAACAGAAAGAAAUGGUGCUGCUUGUUGGUAAUCGUAGCUUUGUUGGAGGGCAACAGAGAAGUUGUUGUGGAUUAACUGAACAUGGAUUAUACUUCAUCUUUCCUGAGAAGAAAACCUAAGUUUUGACUUUUAUUACUUGGUCUUUUUUUGGAGUUUUUAACCCAUUGGGAAACCUGAGCAGGAUUGUUCAACAUGUCCUUUUAUGACAAUGCAGUUAAACAAUUGGGCUUCCCUUCCAUUGAGCUGUUUGUAAAGGCAGGAACUGAUGGGGAAAGCAUUGGUAAUUGUCCAUUCUCCCAGAGACUCUUUAUGAUCCUGUGGCUAAAAGGAGUCAUCUUCAACGUCACCACUGUUGACCUCAAACGGAAGCCGGCUGACCUGCAGGACCUUGCUCCAGGAACCAACCCUCCUUUUGUGACCUUUAAUGGCGAGGUCAAGGUCGAUGUAAACAUGAUAGAGGAGUUCCUGGAGGAGAACCUAACCCCACCACGAUACCCCAAACUGGCUCCCAAACAUCCAGAGGCCAACACAGCUGGCAUCGAUGUGUUUGCCAAGUUCUCAGCUUACAUCAAAAACCCACGGAAAGAUGUCAACGAGGGUUUAGAGAAAGCCUUGUUAAAGUCUCUAAAGCGACUCGAUGAAUUCCUGAGGACUCCCCUGUCAGAAGAGAUUGACGCUAACGCCUCAGGAGAUGUGCCCGAGUCCACCAGGAGCUUCCUGGAUGGGAAUGAGCUCACCCUGGCUGACUGCAACCUGCUGCCUAAACUACACAUCUUGAAGAUUGUAGCCAAGAAAUACCGUGGCUUUGAGAUCCCAGUCGAGAUGACGGGGGUGUGGAGGUACUUAAACAGCGCCUAUGAGAGGGAGGAGUUCAUCAGAACCUGUCCGGCUGAAAAGGAGAUUCAGUUUGCCUACCUGGAUGUUGCAAAACGAAUCAAAUAGUAGGAAUAGUUGGACUGCGAGAAAGAGAAGAGGAAUGAUGCUGAAGUAAACUGUGGAGGGAUUUAUCAUAAAUACAGAAAAGAACUCUAGAGGCUGAUUCCAUCUAUCAUUGUUUUUGAAGUUCAAUAUCUCUGACUGCAUCAGCUUUGAAGUAUAACUCUGAUUACGUGUGCAUGUAUGUACAUGAGUCUGCUCCUGUUGGUUGGUUCUGCAUCGUCAUAACUUUAUCAUUGUGUUUUUACAAAUAAUGAUUAGCAUCUAUUAGAAGUCUUGCAGAAAUACUUUCAGAUUUUCUUUUCACUUUUAAAAUGCCAGCAGGGCCAAGUUCACUGCAGAGACUAAAUGAAUAGAACAAUCAACGUUAUUAUUCAGUAUUUGUGUAUUAGAAACCAUUUAGUCUUUAAUUUGGCCCUGCCACUGACGCAUAAAAAUCAGAAACGUUUUACACUAUAAUCUGCAACACAGUCAUUUUAAAUCAUGUGAACAGGUCAAUUUUCAAUAAAAGGAAAGAAAAGUACUUUUACUGUGCUAUCAGUUAUGCUCCUACAUGCAGGUGAAGGUGUAUUUGUUUUUUAUUCCUCAGUAAGAAAGAAAAAUACAAAAAUAUUUCAGAAUUUUUAGUACUGAAAGGCCAAAAGAGAAACAGUUAGAAAACGAACAGCUUGUAAAAUAAGACAAAGUUAAACCUAUUUGGAAGAAAAACACUGAAAUUGAAACUAUAACCACAGAUUUCAGUGGCCGCUAAUAUUAAAGCUUUAGCUAGUCAGAAAUAACCUGUCUGGAGAAACUGCAUUGCAAAAUUAAUUUUAGGUAAUUUGAGAAAAUGACAAAAAAUUGUUUGUUAUAAAUCAUUGUUAAAGUUUAUUUUUUGCUUUUAAUAGUGAGAGAAAUGCUGCAAGUGGAAUAUGACCAGAGACUUCAGGGGGAGCGAAUACUUAAACUAACUUAAUACGUUCUAUUGUUAGCUAGCCUGCAUGAGCCCACGUCUGCUGACACUGGAUUAAAAAUGAGCAAAAAUAGCAAAAGCUAUUAAAUAAACCAAGCUAAUUAGCAAUAAAAAAAACAUGUAUUCUUUAAGCCUUAAUUGAUGAAAAAUCAUUUCACUUUCUACAGACAAUUUUAUUCACACACAGAGUUAAAUGCAUAAAGCAUACUUCUAAAUAUAUUCCAUUUAUUCAAUAUCUCCGUCUUUGAUUGUAAUAAUGUAGUGAAAUUAUUUGAAAAUCAAUUGUUUGAAUAACUAGGCUUGACUAGCCAAGGGUCUUUUCUAUUUUAUCAACAGUUCAUUUGACUGUUCACUCUCUAUGCCGAUGACAUUAGAGUAUUCACUCAGAUUGUGAUUUUCGUUAACUAACUUCUUUUAUAUUUAAAGCUACUGAACGGCUGGAUGGUUUAACUGAAGGUGACUUUUUGAUUGACGUGUUAAAGUUCAUUGAUGUAGUUUAUUUUGUUCAUAGUUUAGUUCACAGUUGGGCAGAUGGGGUUUAGUAUUUUUUUUUGGCAACUAAACCAACUCUUUGAAAGACGCCAUUCUGUGUUUGGAAGAGUUGUGUGAGUGUGUAAUGAACCAAAACAACUUGCACACCAGCCUACUGUGUUCUGGCCUUACAUCCUCUCCGGGGAGAAUCUUUAAUAAACUGAUUUUAUCACAA
Labrus bergylta (ballan wrasse) is the source of this 2613-nucleotide messenger RNA. Its product is annotated as chloride intracellular channel protein 4. NCBI's taxonomy places the organism in Eukaryota, Metazoa, Chordata, Actinopteri, Labriformes, Labridae. The record is from RefSeq and is a predicted model, not a curated record.